Molecule: messenger RNA, 2596 nt
Organism: Nelumbo nucifera (sacred lotus)
Lineage: Eukaryota; Viridiplantae; Streptophyta; Magnoliopsida; Proteales; Nelumbonaceae
Product: NADPH--cytochrome P450 reductase-like
Cellular component (GO): cytosol
Molecular function (GO): flavin adenine dinucleotide binding; FMN binding; NADPH-hemoprotein reductase activity
Source: RefSeq, a predicted model, not a curated record
CCCACGUUCUUUCAGUUUCAGACUUCACAGGGAGUCUCUUCUAACCAUUUAAGCGAGCUUUUUGGAUUCAUCACUCAAACACAGCAACAACAGAGACUCACUCUUUGAUCGACACCGCUGGUUCUAGGGGACGAGAUUCCGGUGCUUGAGCAACCGGAAUUUCGUGAUAUUGAGUCUGAGUUUGAUUCUCCGACGACGAGCUCUGGCAAAGUUUUUAGACGCCAUGAACUCGGAAUCUGUAAAGGUUUCUGCUUUGGAUCUAAUGUCAGCAUUUCUGAAGAGGAACUCGGAUCCAUCGAACGUGUCGACGACUUCGGGAGAGGCGAUUUUGAUUGAGAAUAAGGAGUUUCUGAUGAUAUUGACGACCUCGAUCGCUGUCUUGAUUGGAUGUGUGUUUGUCUUCGUUUGGCGGAGGUCGUCUGGGCAGAAAGAGAGCAAGGGUGUUGAAGCGCCGAAGCCGGUGAUCGUGAAAGAGCCGGAGCCGGAGGUUGAUGACGGGACGAAGAAGGUUACGAUCUUUUUUGGCACUCAGACUGGUACUUCUGAGGGAUUUGCUAAGGCACUUGCUGAGGAAGCAAAAGCACGUUACGAAAAAGCAACCUUUAAAGUAGUUGAUUUGGAUGACUAUGCAGCUGAUGAUGAUGAAUACGAGGAGAAAAUGAAGAAAGAAACUUUAGCAUUCUUCUUUUUAGCAACAUAUGGUGAUGGUGAACCCACUGAUAACGCUGCUAGAUUCUACAAGUGGUUUACUGAGGGAAAAGAGCGGGGAACCUGGCUUGAGAAACUUACUUUCGGAGUGUUUGGUCUCGGUAACAGGCAAUAUGAGCAUUUCAAUAAGGUGGCAAAGGUUGUGGAUGAGCUCCUUGCUGAACAGGGUGGGAAACGACUUGUCCCUGUGGGUCUUGGAGAUGAUGAUCAGUGUAUUGAAGAUGACUUUGCAGCAUGGCGAGAAUUGUUAUGGCCUGAGUUGGAUCAGCUGCUGAGGGAUGAGGAUGAUACAACUGUUUCCACUCCUUACACUGCUGCUGUUCCAGAGUACCGGGUCAUAUUUUAUGAUCCUGCAGAUGUUCCAGUAAAAGGCAAUAACUGGAGUAAUGCAAAUGGUCAUGCUGUACAUGAUAUUCAACAUCCAUGCAGGUCUAAUGUGGUUGUGCGGAGAGAACUUCACACACCAGAAUCUGAUCGUUCUUGCACUCAUCUUGAAUUUGACAUUUCAGGCACUGGAUUAUCGUAUGAAACAGGAGAUCAUGUUGGUGUGUACUCUGAGAAUUGUAUUGAAACUGUGGAGGAAGCUGAGAGGUUGUUAGAUUAUGCUGGGGACACUUUCUUCUCCAUUCAUACUGACAAAGAGGAUGGAACACCAAUUAGUGGAAGCUCCUUGCCACCUCCCUUCCCAUCUCCUUGCACUUUAAGAAUAGCUCUAACUCGAUAUGCAGAUCUUUUAAAUUCUCCAAAAAAGGCUGCUUUAUUGGCUUUAGCUGCUCAUGCUUCUGAUCAAAGUGAGGCUGAUCGAUUAAGAUUCCUUGCAUCUCCUGCUGGAAAGGAUGAAUAUGCACAGUGGGUAAUUGCAAGUCAGAGAAGUCUUCUUGAAGUCAUGAAUGAAUUUCCAUCAGCUAAACCUCCUCUUGGAGUGUUUUUUGCAGCAAUAGCUCCUCGCUUGCAGCCAAGAUACUAUUCUAUCUCAUCCUCCCCAAGGAUGGCACCAUCUAGAAUUCAUGUUACAUGUGCCUUAGUGUAUGAAAAGACACCAGUGGGAAGGAUUCACAAAGGAGUCUGCUCAACUUGGAUUAAGAAUUCAGUGCCUUUGGAGGAAAGCCAUGAUUGCAGUUGGGCGCCUAUUUUUGUGAGACAAUCCAACUUCAAACUGCCCAGAGAUACUUCACUGCCAAUUAUCAUGAUUGGCCCUGGCACAGGGUUGGCUCCUUUUCGGGGAUUCCUUCAGGAAAGGGCUGCUCUGAAGGAAGCUGGAGCAGAACUAGGACCUGCAGUCCUCUUCUUUGGAUGCAGAAACCGCAAAAUGGACUACAUCUAUGAAGAGGAAUUGAAUGGAUUUGUUGCUUCUGGUGCAAUGUCUGAACUUGUUAUUGCUUUCUCACGAGAGGGACCUACCAAAGAAUAUGUGCAGCAUAAAAUGAUGGAAAAGGCAUCGGAUGUUUGGAACAUGAUCUCAAAUGGUGGUUAUAUUUAUGUCUGUGGUGAUGCCAAAGGGAUGGCUAGGGACGUCCACCGCACACUCCACACCAUUGUCCAACAACAGGGAUCUCUGGACAGCUCCAAGGCCGAGAGCAUGGUGAAGAAUCUGCAAAUGGAAGGAAGGUAUCUCCGUGAUGUAUGGUGAUUCAUCUAUUACAAUAAUCCCACAAAAAAAAAAAAAAAAAAAAGGGGGAAAGCGGGCAAUCUACCGCAUAGAAGCAAGUUUUCAUAUAGACGGAGGCGGCUAAUCUCCCCACGCCACCUCCAACGCUGUUCUCUGUUAAAAACAGGAAAGCACAAUUUGUUGUAUUGGUCAAUUAUGUAAUUCGUUUUUUCUCCUAACAAGGAUUUUGUUCAUGUAAUUUAUAUAUAUAAAUAAAUAAAUAAACAAUAAUAUUUGUUA